ACUCGUCCAGGAACAUUUUCGCUAGGCAUCUUUGGUAGAUCGCUAAGUUAGCAUACGAGAACACAGUGUUUGGGAAAUCGUCUGGAAGUCUUGGAUGUAAUUGCACGUUAUGUUAGUUUAAAUGAUAUCGCUAUUUCAGCUAUGACCGAAAUAUUUUCCACAUUGUUUGGCCAAAGUGAAACUCAAGUACCUCCGGGCUCAUCGGCAAUAGGUUUUGGUCCAGGGAAACCACCGCCACCCCUUCCGCAAAACCAAGUGUCAAUGCCGGCUCAGAUACCACCACAGCACGGGGAUGAAGGGCCUGCUCUGCGGAAACCUGGUGUCAUGAAUGAACCCUUUUAUUUGCUUCGGGAACUGCCAGUCGGCAACGAUCUAACGGGAAACACAAAUCUUAUCACACAUUAUAACCUGGAACAUGCAUACAACAAAUUCUGUGGAAAGAAAGUCAGAAAACUCAGCAACUUUCUACCGGAGCUUCCAGGUAUGAUAGACGUCCCUGGGGUGCAGGAUGGAAGCUCCCUAAGGUCUCUCAUAGAGAAGCCACCAGUGUGUGGCAACUCCUUUAGUCCGCUGACUGGAAAUCUACUAACUGGCUUCCGACUUCACACUGGACCGCUUCCUGAACAGUACAGGCUGAUGCAUAUUCAACCGCCAAAGAAGAAAAGCAAGCACAAGCACAGACACCAUCGACCACAGGACCCUAUUCCACCAGAGACACCGUCAGAUUCUGAUCCCAAGAAGAAGAAGAAAAAGAGGGAUGAUGAUCCUGACCGCAAGAAGAAAAAGAAGGACAAGAAAAAGAAGAAGAAUCGCCACAGUCCCGAUCACCCGGGCAUGACCAGCUCCCAGCCUGGCAGCAACAGUCUGAGAUAGGCGGAGGAGCCCGCCGGAGCCCAGUGUGUGUGUUUGUGAGGAUGUGUGUGUGUUAUAUAAGACUGGUUUGUGACACGGAUGAAGAGAAUCACUAGAGAUCCUUGUACAGAUCACUGUAUUUACAGUCAACUCAAUUUAAUAAACUUUUGAUAAAA
Molecule: messenger RNA, 1028 nt
Organism: Clupea harengus (Atlantic herring)
Lineage: Eukaryota; Metazoa; Chordata; Actinopteri; Clupeiformes; Clupeidae
Gene: med19a
Product: mediator complex subunit 19a
Biological process (GO): positive regulation of transcription by RNA polymerase II
Cellular component (GO): mediator complex
Molecular function (GO): transcription factor binding; transcription coregulator activity
Source: RefSeq, a predicted model, not a curated record